Molecule: messenger RNA, 2298 nt
Organism: Lottia gigantea (owl limpet)
Lineage: Eukaryota; Metazoa; Mollusca; Gastropoda; Lottiidae
Exons: 19
Coding region: 1-2298 (765 amino acids)
Biological process (GO): endoplasmic reticulum mannose trimming; mannose trimming involved in glycoprotein ERAD pathway; carbohydrate metabolic process
Cellular component (GO): endoplasmic reticulum; membrane
Molecular function (GO): calcium ion binding; mannosyl-oligosaccharide 1,2-alpha-mannosidase activity
Source: RefSeq, a predicted model, not a curated record
AUGACCUGCAUUUUUUUUUUCAGGAAUCAAGUUUUAGAAAUGUUUGAUCAUGCAUACAAAUCUUACAUGAAUAAUGCCUAUCCAGCUGAUGAGUUAAUGCCACUAAGCUGUAAAGGAAGAUAUAGAGGUACACAACCUAGUAGGGGUGAUGUUGAUGAUAGUUUGGGAAAUUUUACAUUAUCAUUAAUUGAUAGUUUAGACUCACUAGCUGUAUUAGGCAAGUUAGAUGAUUUUGAAGAAGCUAUUAAAUUAGUUAUAGCCCAUACUAAAUUUGAUGCUGAUGUUAUAGUAUCUGUCUUUGAAACAAACAUUAGAGUUUUAGGGGGUUUACUAGGUGGACAUGUAGCAGCAGCCUCAUUUAAACGUAAAAAGAAAUGUGUAGAAUGGUACAAUGAUGAGUUAUUAGAGAUGGCACGGGAAGUAGGGUUAAGGUUAUUACCAGCUUUUAAUACAACAACUGGCAUGCCAUAUCCUAGAAUUAAUUUAAAGAAAGGUAUUAGUAAUGUUAUAUCAAGUAAUUGUAAAGAUACCUGUACAGCCUGUGCUGGUACUAUGAUAUUAGAAUUUGCAGCAUUAAGUCGAUUAACUGGUGAUCCACAGUUCGAGGUAAAUGCUCACAAAGCAAUGGAUUAUUUAUGGCAACAAAGACACAGAAGUACAGAUUUAAUGGGAACAGUUAUUAAUAUUCAUAAUGGAGAUUGGAUUAGAAGAGAAAGUGGUGUAGGAGCUGGUAUAGACAGUUAUUAUGAAUAUGUUUUAAAAGCAUAUAUAUUAUUGGGAGAUGAAAGUUAUUUAGAUAGAUUCAAUAAGCAUUAUGAUGCCGUAAUGAAAUAUGUUAGUCAAGGUCCAUUGUUAGUUGACGUCCACAUGCAUAAACCACAGUCAGUGUCAAGAAAUUUUAUGGAUGCACUAUUAGCAUUUUGGCCAGGUUUACAAGUUCUAAAAGGUGAUAUUGAACCUGCUGUAGAAACUCAUGAAAUGUUAUACCAAGUUUUACAACGUCAUAAUUUUUUACCGGAGGCAUUUACUACAGAUUUUAGAGUUCAUUGGGGUCAUCAUCCUCUUAGACCAGAAUUUGUAGAAUCAACCUAUUUCUUACAUAAGGCUACUGGUGAUCCAUAUUACCUAGAAGCUGGUAAAAAAGUGGUUGAGAAUUUGAAUCAACAUGCUAGAGUUAAAUGUGGCUUUGCUGCUUUAAAAGAUGUGACAUCUGGUAAACAUGAAGAUCAGAUGGAUUCAUACGUAUUAGCUGAAACAUUUAAAUAUUUGUAUUUAUUAUUUUCUGAGAAGAGUGAUCAUAUAUUGAAUGUAGAUGAUUAUGUUUUUACUACUGAAGCUCAUAUACUACCUCUAACAUUAUCUAUAUAUAAUACAUCCCAGGAAUCUCUUAAGGUAAAUAUUAUAUAUAUAUUAUCCUGGAUCAUUAAAGCUGUUUUAUUAGAAGAAGAUCACAAUACUUGUCCUAAUUUCCAUGUAUUAUCUGAAGGUGGAUCUGAUUUUGCCCAUGGUCUAAGAUCUCAGAUGAAAGACUUAGUCAGUAGACAUAGUCCUAAACCUUCACAAUAUAAAAAUAGACUGAAAGCCAGUGAGUUUAUUGCUGGUAAUAAAGAACAGUUAGAUCAGUUACAUGCUAUGGGUAUUAGAAUAGCAACAAUGACUGAUGGUAGAGUACAGUUAUUACAUACUGCUUCGGAGGCUGCAUCUACUGAGGAUGCUGAAAAUGGAAUGAGAUUUAUGCAGGAAAUGAUAGAAUUAUCUAAACAACAAAAACCAGAAGCCCAACAUGAACCUAUGUUUGUACAGAUGAUAAGUGAACCAUACUCUAGUAAUGUAUAUUAUAAAGCAGGACCAGCACAAUUUGGUUAUGAUUUAAAGACAUUACCUCCUAUACAAGGUAAAGUGAGUAUAGCUGAACCUAUUAAAGCCUGUCAACCACUAACUAAUACCCAUAGAUUAAUAGGUAGAAUAGCUAUAGUUGAAAGAGGUGAAUGUAUGUUUGUUGAUAAGGCAAGAAAUUUAAUACAGUCUGGUGCUAUUGGUGGUAUUGUACUUGAUCAUAAUGAAGGCACCACUGGUCACUCACAAGCUCUAUUUGCUAUGUCCGGUGAUGGACAAGAAGAUAUCACUAUACCAAUGGUAUUUCUAUUCUAUAAAGAGGGCCAUGAGAUAAUAAGUGCUCUAGAAACAUUCCCUGAAUUAGAAGUAUUAUUAACCAAACAGCCAAAAUUACAAGGUAAAUAUAUCAUAGAUACUACUAAAGUUGUCAAGUAUCCUUCAAACAAAACAAUUAUCAAAUAA